CGUUUCUCAUAGCUCCUCAACAGAGCUUCAUAUCAGUCAGCCUCUGUCUCUGGCUGUUGUCACUGUCUAUCCUUCACUUCCCAAUCAAGUUUAUCCAUACUCCACUGGUCAAUUGGACAAUGACAACCAUGGUUGCUUCUCUCCAUGUUGAUCUCUGGCACCAACGUAGCCAACCCGCUUACCAUAUGAACAACAUGAACCUUUCUGGUCUCAUGCCUCCUUUCGAAACACCACGCCCUGUCACAGAUGCAUCAACAUCAAGACCCUACCAGCAGACAACGUCAAGCGUAGAGAUGAGCAUGCCGCUGUUUUCGACAAACAACCUUGCUCCUUCAGUAUCCUACCAGUCUGGAGCAUUCGCCUUUGAUUCAGUUCCAGUAAAUCCCUACAAUAUGCAGCAGGCAUAUCCUAUCGGUUAUGUCACAGAUGUUCCCCAGAACCUUUCUUACGCACGGUCGAGCUUGGUGCACCCGAUGCCCCCUCUUCAAGAAGCACGUACCAUAUACUCCCCGGAUCAUCAUCCCGCGAAGUCCGCUACCGCUUCACCUUUGCAAUCAAGUUCUCCAUACUACGAGUCUUCCUACGGUGCGGAGCUCGAGCGCACCCGUUCUGAGCCAGCCGAAGGCACAGGCAUCAACUUUUCAACAGACGUCGACACUCUGAUGAGAGCAAUUCAGGCAAAGCAACCAGACUCGCACGAAACCCAACAAGUAAAUAAGGAGGAGGAGAACAAAUGUACCCAGAAACCAAGAAAAAGAUACCAAUGCAACAUGCCUGGCUGCAACAAGAGCUUUUAUCAAAAGACACAUCUGGAGAUACAUGUUCGGGCACAUACUGGUGCGAAACCAUUCAUCUGUAAGGCACCAUCUUGCGGUCAGAGAUUCUCUCAAUUAGGCAAUCUCAAGACACACGAGCGACGACACACAGGGGAGCGUCCAUACAGUUGUGACAUUUGUGGCAAGACCUUCGCACAGCGUGGGAAUGUACGUGCUCACAAAAUCGUUCACCAACAGAUCAAGCCUUUCACCUGCAAGCUUGAUGAUUGCGGAAAACAAUUCACUCAGCUGGGCAACUUGAAGUCGCAUCAAAACAAGUUCCACGCUGCAACAUUGAGAUAUCUCACACAAAAGUUCGCCAACAUCAAUGCAGGCGACUGCGUUACGCAGCAAGACAAGGAACUCUGGGAGUAUUUCGCCUCGCUAUACAAGAACUCGAAUAAGGGCAUCAAAGGCCGAGGCAAGGACAGGAGAAUCUCUACUCUGCCUACCUCAAGUGCGUUGCACUCAACAUACGCCUCGUUACAGAUGUCUUCCAUGGACAGGGGCUUCUCUGGAUACCACCAUCAUGGCAGCGACCGCAGUAGUCGUGGCUCAUCACUGUCCUCAGACAUUACUUGUGUCACUCAUCCUCGAUCUGACAGCAGUUACGACUAUGGUGGUCCGAUACACACAGGCUACCACCAACAGGGAAGCGGGUACGAUGAUAUGGUCUUUCCUGAACGAAAGAUGUAUUAGACUGCUCUCGCCACACACACCAACACCAGGAUAUCAUUCAACGACAGUACAAGAAGAGGGCCUCACGGCUGCAAUGUUUAAGUUUUAGGAGCACAAAGAUUACUUUGAUCAGUUUUGG
Messenger RNA from Boeremia exigua, 1632 nucleotides. Its product is annotated as zinc finger protein-like protein OZF. Bases 120 to 1514 code for a protein of 464 amino acids. The record is from RefSeq and is a predicted model, not a curated record. Gene Ontology annotation, molecular function: DNA-binding transcription factor activity, RNA polymerase II-specific; RNA polymerase II cis-regulatory region sequence-specific DNA binding. NCBI's taxonomy places the organism in Eukaryota, Fungi, Ascomycota, Dothideomycetes, Pleosporales, Didymellaceae. The transcript is spliced from 5 exons. Gene Ontology annotation, biological process: regulation of transcription by RNA polymerase II.